Messenger RNA from Xenopus laevis (African clawed frog), 1756 nucleotides. It is a transcript of the gene fut1.L, whose product is annotated as fucosyltransferase 1 (H blood group) L homeolog. The record is from RefSeq and is a predicted model, not a curated record. Gene Ontology annotation, molecular function: fucosyltransferase activity; galactoside 2-alpha-L-fucosyltransferase activity. The transcript has 3 exons. Gene Ontology annotation, biological process: carbohydrate metabolic process. The coding region runs from base 436 to 1506 and encodes 356 amino acids. Gene Ontology annotation, cellular component: Golgi cisterna membrane; membrane. NCBI's taxonomy places the organism in Eukaryota, Metazoa, Chordata, Amphibia, Anura, Pipidae.
CAAGCCAGACUGGAUUCCAUCCAGGAACAAGACAGGGCUCGAUUUUUUAAGAAGUGCAGGCUGCAUCUUAAUAAGACAGUUCAAGCUUGGCACAGCGAGGUAGACAACAGCGGAACUGGCUGAGAGAAGCUCUUUUUGGGAACAGCCAUGGCAAGGCCGACUGACCUAAUGGGAAACCACAGAAGAAACCACCUAUGACAAACAAAAAAACUAGAGAAACCAGAAAGACACUGACUUUCACCCUCCCCUCCCCAGUGUGAUCCUGACUCCAUUGUAAAGACUCCAAUUAAAUUGAAUGCCAAAUGCUCAACUUCAUGGGCCCGGCCUUGUCUCCACUACAUCCAGACUCAGAGACCUCUGCCGCCAACAUCACUUCCAAGUGGCAUUGCUUCAUCUAAUCAACCCUAAGACUCAUAAUCAAGAUCUUGAUGAAGCAUGGAAAUGGCCAACAAAAAAAGGAUGAUGCUUUUUCUGACUGUAACCAUCUUAUCCCUUGUUGUCUUCUUGGCACUCUAUAAACUGCAGUUUCAAAUCCAGUUUUUGUCGUUCUCACCUGAGUUUCCUUUACCCUUCAUGUGCCUUGAUAAGUCUAAUCGAGCCAAGAAAGAGGGUCUGAGUGCAUCGAGCGAUACAGAACAGGAUAGUAAAUGUGUUGAGGAAGGGAUAUGGACUAUUAAACCUGAUGGGAGACUGGGCAAUCAGAUGGGAGAGUAUGCCACCUUGUAUGCUCUGGCCAAAGCCAAUGGCUACCAGCCCUACAUCCUCACUGAAAUGCAUGAUAACUUGGCAUCUAUAUUUAAAAUCACACUCCCUGUUUUACACAGUCAUGUGGCCAGUUAUGUGCCUUUUAAAGAGUACUGGAUCCAUGACUGGAUGUCCGAAGAGUACAAUCAUAUUGAUGAGAAGUUUUUGAAAUUUACUGGGUACCCCUGCUCAUGGACAUUUUAUCACCACCUGCAUGAUGAGAUCCUCAGAGAGUUCACUAUUCACAACCACCUGAAAAAUGAGGCCAACCAAAUAUUACACAGCAUUAAAGGUCAACGGAAAAAAACAACCUUCAUAGCGAUCCAUGUGCGGAGAGGAGAUUAUGUCAAUGUCAUGCCCAAAGUUUGGAAAGGUGUGAUUGGAGACAAGGCUUACUUGGACAAGGCCAUGGAUUAUUUCCGUAAGAAGUACCCAGAGUCUGUCUUUGUGGUGGCCAGCAAUGGGAUGGAUUGGUGCAAAGAAAAUAUAGACAAUUCCAAGGGGGAUGUGUAUUUCUCAGGGGAUGGAAAUGAGUCAACUCCAGGCAAAGACUUUGCUCUCUUGGCCAGCUGUAACCACACAAUAAUGACUAUUGGCACUUUUGGCUUCUGGGUAAGUUACUUAGUUGGGGGAGAAACCAUAUACCUCACCAAUUUCACCUUGCCGGAAUCGGAAUUCCUCAAACUGUUUCACUAUGAUGCGGCUUUCCUGCCUGAGUGGAAAGGGAUUCCUGCAGAUCUUUCGCCUCUCAGUAAUUUAUAAUAGGCAAUGCCAAAUUUGCCGUGCCGUGGAGCGGUGCCUGUAAAUGUUAAACUGUACAUGUUUACCCUGGAGGGAAAACCAUUUGAACUGAUGUUGAUUUGUGUCCAACUGUGAAGAAUUGUGACUUAUUUAUUUACAAGUUUUCUGCUAAAUGAUGAUAACAAUGUUUAUUGUAAGACCACCAAGGGUGGCAGGCAGAACUGCACUUUGUUGAAUUACUUGACGAGAAGAUAUAAUUCCGUUUACAGAA